UGUUGCUAUCAGCUGCCUGGAUCUGCUGCCAACCCGCACUAUCUUCCCUGAUAUUAUCUGAGUGGAUUUCACUAUCUCUCUCAGCCAAAAGCCGACCAGCCCUGCUGCCAAUCAGACCUCCAAAAAGCACGACAAAGAGCCUGCCAAACCUGCCAUAGCCACCGCCCACGAGCACUGCAACAACUUCGCCUGACAUCCCUCCGCCGAUCACGAAAUUAAAAUGGCUGCGCCGACUCAGCUUGCCUUCCGUACGUCCAAAACGGUGGGCGUGUUCGACGCCACGCCCGUCUACGAGAACCUGCCUGGCUUCGAGCGCCCCGAAGGCAACCUACGCUGUUGUGUCUACUCUCCGGAUGGACGCUUCUUCGCAUGGGCUUCACCAGAGUCUGUAACAGUCAUCGACUCGUCCGUGGGCCACGUAGUCACGACGCUUCCUGCCGAAAACGUGUACGAGCUCGGUUUUUCGCCCCUGGGUACUUUCAUCAUCACUUGGCAACGACCAUCGAAGGAUGAGGAGGGUAACGCGACCAAGAAUCUCAAGGUUUGGCGCACAAUCGAUGACAAUGCAGGCGAGGACGGCGAGCGCGCAGUCGUUGGAAAAUUUGUGCAGAAGAGUCAAACGGGCUGGAACCUGCAAUACAGCCCCGAUGAGCAGUUUUGCGCGCGAUGCGUCACCAACGAGGUGCAAUUCUACGAAAGCAAGGACCUGGGUACCGUCUGGCAGAAGCUUCGCAUCGAGGGCGUUAGCGACUUUGCGCUCACCCAGGGCAAGACACAUUCAGUUGCUGUUUUCAUCCCGGAGCGCAAAGGCCAGCCCGCUGCUGUGAAGGUAUUCAAGGUGCCAGAAUUUGGAUCCCCUGUCUCCCAGAAAACUUUUUUCAAGGGCGACAAGGUUCAGCUCAAGUGGAACCAAGAAGGCUCCAGCUUGAUUGUGCUCGCCCAGACCGAGGUGGACAAGAGCAAUAAGAGCUAUUAUGGAGAGACCAACAUGUACAUUCUCAGCGCCAAUGGAGGGUUCGACUCGCGCAUUACCCUGGACAAAGAAGGCCCUAUCCACGAUGUGACUUGGUCGCCCAACUCGAAAGAAUUCGGUGUUGUGUACGGCUACAUGCCUGCGAAGACGACCAUCUUCAACCAGCGUGCCAUUGCACAGCAUAGCUUCAACCUUGGACCGAGAAACACCAUCAUCUUCUCUCCGCACGGUCGAUUUGUUCUCGUAGCCGGCUUUGGAAAUCUGGCAGGUCAGAUGGACAUCUAUGAUUUGGAGAAGAAUUACGAGAAGGUUUGCACUAUCGAAGGUAGUAAUACUUCAGUCUGCGAGUGGAGUCCUGAUGGCAAACACAUCCUUACUGCUACCACGAGCCCUCGCCUCCGUGUGGACAACGGCAUCCGUAUCUGGCAUGUGACUGGUGGACUCAUGUACAACGAGGAGCACCACGAGCUGUAUCACGUUAUCUGGCGGCCGGCGACUCUCCCGCUAGAGAAUCCUCUCCAAGCCGGUCCGCCUCACGCCUCGGCACUCGAGUUUCUUGGUAAGAUGAAGACUCCUUCGAAGCCGGCUGGUGCGUAUCGGCCUCCCGGGGCCCGUGGAACAGCGACACCACUGUCUUUCAAGCGUGAGGAUGAAGGAGGUGCUGCUUUUGUCAGGGAGAUGAUGUCAGGAAAAGAGCAGCCAGCUGCGUUUGGCCCUCGUGCGCCUCGUGUGCGCAAUGUGCCUGGCGCUGAGCCCGUGGAUCCGAAGCAGUUGCCGCCUGGCGCUGCCCCUGGUGGAGGAGUGGCUUUGGCGCAAGAUGGCGACGAGAACUUGAGCAAGGCAGCGCUCAAGAACAAGAAGAAGCGUGAGGCUAAGAAGGCCAAGGACGCUGAAGCGAAGGCUAACGGACUCGCUCCUGCUCAAAACGGCGAUGUUAAUGGCAACUCGGUCGAGGGCGAGCAGCGCGCGCGUAGUCGUUCGAACGCCGGGAAUGCUAAGGGCUCCCGGCCGCAGUCUCGUCGACGCGACGGUGCCGCACCUGGACGCGUUCCGGCAGCGCCCAUGUCCAUGGAUACCACACCUCCCAAGCAAACGAAUGGCACUCCCACUCAGACCGUCAAGCCUCCGGAGGUGGAAGUGACGUCGCCUGGCAUCGGCGGUCCCAACGAGAAGAAGAUUCGCUCCCUGCUGAAGAAGCUGCGCGCUAUUGACGACCUGAAGAUGAGGCAGGCGGGUGGUGAGAAGCUCGAGGGUACUCAGGUGCUCAAGAUCGGCACAGAAGAGCAGGUGAGAAAGGAACUCGCUGCGGUUGGGUAUCAUGGUGAUUAGACGUGCUCUCCUCUCACUGGAGGUGGGUGACACUAUGUAUGUCCACGUAGCAGCAACGCAACCCGCAAGAUCGCAGUCGAUCGCGGAAGACAAAAGCUGGGCAGAAAAUGCCUGUAUAAACCAGUUUCAGAC
Messenger RNA from Sphaerulina musiva SO2202, 2434 nucleotides. RefSeq names its product eukaryotic translation initiation factor subunit eIF2A. The transcript is spliced from 2 exons. NCBI's taxonomy places the organism in Eukaryota, Fungi, Ascomycota, Dothideomycetes, Mycosphaerellales, Mycosphaerellaceae. Gene Ontology annotation, biological process: translational initiation. The record is from RefSeq and is a predicted model, not a curated record. Bases 221 to 2302 code for a protein of 693 amino acids. Gene Ontology annotation, molecular function: translation initiation factor activity; tRNA binding; protein binding. Gene Ontology annotation, cellular component: cytosolic small ribosomal subunit.